Molecule: messenger RNA, 315 nt
Organism: Penicillium soppii
Lineage: Eukaryota; Fungi; Ascomycota; Eurotiomycetes; Eurotiales; Aspergillaceae
Exons: 1
Coding region: 1-315 (104 amino acids)
Molecular function (GO): oxidoreductase activity
Source: RefSeq, a predicted model, not a curated record
AUGCCAUUCACUGCCAUUGUCAUGUACCCCAACGAUGCCGAAAUCCGCUUCGACGAGGACUACUACAUGAAGACUCACAUGCCUCUUGUCGAAGCCACUUGGAAGAAGUACGGCCUGAACAGCUGGCACGUUACUAAAUUCCCCAAUGCGCUGGACGGCUCGCGCUCUGAGUACCUCAUCAUGGCUACUCUUGAGUGGGAAAGCCAGGAGUCUUUGCAGAAUGGUCUGAAGGACGAGGGCAGUGCCGCGGUGUUCGCGGAUAUCCCUAACUUCACCAACGCGAAGCCUAUUACUCUGGCUGGUGCAAAGCUCUAA